Molecule: messenger RNA, 519 nt
Organism: Aureobasidium namibiae CBS 147.97
Lineage: Eukaryota; Fungi; Ascomycota; Dothideomycetes; Dothideales; Saccotheciaceae
Product: putative DNA-directed RNA polymerase II
Exons: 3
Coding region: 1-519 (172 amino acids)
Biological process (GO): DNA-templated transcription; positive regulation of translational initiation; positive regulation of nuclear-transcribed mRNA poly(A) tail shortening
Cellular component (GO): P-body; RNA polymerase II, core complex
Molecular function (GO): single-stranded DNA binding; single-stranded RNA binding; translation initiation factor binding
Source: RefSeq, a predicted model, not a curated record
AUGUUCUUCCUCCACGAAAUGGAACGGGUCGUAAACCUGCACCCCUCCUACUUCGACAAGGACACGCACAAAUACAUCACCGACACCCUCUACCAAGACGUCGAAGGCACAAACACCGGAAACUUCUACAUCGUCUGCGUCGUCAGCGUAAUCGACAUUUCGGAACCUCGCGUCUUGCCAGGCAGCGGUUUUGCAGAAUUCACAAUCAUGUUCCAAGCCGUGGUUUGGAGACCCUUCAAGGGUGAGGUCUGUGAUGGUAUGGUGAGCAGUGUGGUUAGCAAUGGCUUCUUUGUGGAUGUGGGUCCGUUGAAUGUGUUUGUUAGCAAGGCUAUGAUUCCCAGUGACAUCAAGUUCGAUGGUAAUGCCACGCCGCCACAAUUCACUGAUAAUGCCGAUCAAGUCAUCGAGAGAGGUACUCAUAUUCGUGUCAAGAUCAAGGGUAUCAGAGGUGAAGUCGGUCAGAUGUACGCCAUCGCAACCAUCAAGGAGGAUUUCCUCGGUCCCUUGCUCGAGGCUUGA